Molecule: messenger RNA, 999 nt
Organism: Aspergillus melleus
Lineage: Eukaryota; Fungi; Ascomycota; Eurotiomycetes; Eurotiales; Aspergillaceae
Product: SDR family oxidoreductase
Exons: 1
Coding region: 1-999 (332 amino acids)
Molecular function (GO): oxidoreductase activity, acting on the CH-OH group of donors, NAD or NADP as acceptor
Source: RefSeq, a predicted model, not a curated record
AUGCCCGAAACCGUCCUCAUCACCGGUAUAUCCGGCUACGUCGCCGCCCACAUCACCCGCGUCUUCCUCGACGCGGGCUACAACGUCCGGGGCACGCUCCGCUCCCUGUCCAGCGCACCAGCCAUCACAGCGCGCUACCCCGGCCACGAAACCAACCUCACCUUCGUCUCCGUCCCGGACAUCGCGGCCCCUCAUGCCUUCGACACCGCAGUCCACAACGUGGUCGGGGUAAUCCACACCGCCAGCCCCUUCACCCUCGACGUGUCAGACAACGAAAAAGACCUCCUCCAGCCGGCCAUCCGCGGCACGACCAACGUCCUCGACGCUGUGGCCCAUCACGCGCCCACGGUCCGCCGCGUCGUCAUCACCUCCUCGUUCGCCGCGAUCCUCGAUCUCGAGAAAGGGAACCGUCCAGGAUACAAGUAUACAGAAGAAGACUGGAACCCGAUCAGCUAUGACGCAGCGAAACAGACGCCUAGCGGGAGUGUCGCGUAUUGCGCGUCCAAGGCGUUCGCGGAACGGGCGCUCUGGCACUGGGCCGGGGAACAUAAACCCUCGUUUUCGGUCGUGUCGGUGAACCCGCCGUGGGUGUUUGGGCCUGGGAUGGAUGGGAAGCAGCGGUUGAAUGAGUCGUUGGAGGCGAUUCGGAGGUUGGUUGAUGGGUCGGCUGGGGGGGAGGUGCCCGGGGUGGAUUUUGCGGGGUUCGCGGACGUGAGGGAUUUGGCGGUUGCGCAUUUGAGGGCGUUUGAGGUGGAGGAGGCUGCUGGGCGCAGGUUCUUGAUUGCGAACGGGAAGUUUGAUUAUCAGCUUGCGGUGGAUGUGAUUCGGAGGGAGUUUCCUCAGUUGCAAGGUGUGCCCCUGGGGACGCCGGGUGUGGCGACGGAGACGUAUACGCCGGAUGGGAGUAAGGCGAGGGAGGUGCUGGGGUUGGAGUAUAGGAGUUUGGAGAGGACGAUGGUUGAUACGGUGAGGUGGUUGAUUGAGAAUGGACAUGUUUAG